Messenger RNA from Stylophora pistillata, 1752 nucleotides. RefSeq names its product phenylalanine-4-hydroxylase. Gene Ontology annotation, biological process: L-phenylalanine catabolic process. The record is from RefSeq and is a predicted model, not a curated record. Lineage: Eukaryota; Metazoa; Cnidaria; Anthozoa; Scleractinia; Pocilloporidae. Gene Ontology annotation, molecular function: phenylalanine 4-monooxygenase activity; iron ion binding.
GGCCACGUGACGAAGUCCACGCAACUUCUUCAGUUGAUUUCAACAUGGACUCCGUAGUAGCGGGCAAACGAAAACACUUCGAUGCAGACGAAGAUACAACCAAUCGAAAGAAGCAUCUAGCUGAGAAUGAUGAAAAGAAACACACUUCGAUAGUGUUUUCGUUGAAAGAAGAGAUUGGAUCGCUGGCUAGAGCCCUCAAACUUUUUGAGGAUCACAAUGUGAACAUGUCACACAUUGAGUCAAGGCCAUCAAAGCGCUCCAAGUCAGAAUAUGAUUUCAUUGUGGAUUGUGAAGAACUCCAAGGGGCCAAGCUUGAAAAGUUUAUGGAUGCCUUGAAGGGUCAUGCUUUGUCUAUCAUGCUACAUUCAGAAGAAGGAGGAGAUCCUGAUGAUGUGCCUUGGUUUCCUCGUAAGAUUGCAGAUUUGGACAAAUUUGCAAACAGAGUAUUGAGCUAUGGUUCAGAGCUUGAUGCUGACCAUCCAGGCUUCACUGAUCCAGUGUACAGGGCUCGCAGAAAGGAACUUGCAGAUAUUGCAAUCAACUACAAGCAUGGUCAGCCAAUUCCACAUGUGAAGUACACAGCAGAGGAGAUCAAGACCUGGGAUAAGGUGUUUUCUGAGUUAACAAAGCUGUACCCCACUCAUGCUUGCCCUGAACACGGUUAUGUGUGGCCGCUGUUGGUGCAAAACUGUGGCUAUAGGCUUGGUAACAUCCCACAGCAAGACGUGGUGUCAAAUUUCCUGAAGGAAUGCUCUGGCUUCAGUCUUCGCCCAGUUGCCGGCCUGAUCUCAUCACGUGACUUCCUUGCUGGACUUGCCUUCAGAGUCUUCCAUGCUACUCAGUAUAUUAGACAUGGUUCCACCCCUCUGUACACCCCUGAGCCGGACACUGUUCACGAGCUCAUUGGUCAUGUCCCACUUUUCGCUGAUCCCGAUUUUGCUCAGUUUAGUCAGGAGAUUGGCUUGGCAUCUUUAGGGGCCCCAGAUGAGUGGAUCGAAAAACUGGCCACGCUCUACUGGUUCACAAUUGAGUUUGGACUCUGUAAACAAGACGGAGAAGUCAAGGCUUAUGGAGCCGGGCUGCUAUCUUCCUUUGGAGAACUUCAGUAUUGUCUGACAGAUGAACCAGAGAAGAGGCCGUUUGAGCCUGAGAAGAUUGCGGUACAGAGCUAUCCCAUAACCAAAUAUCAACCGGUGUACUUUGUCGCUGACAGUUUCCAAAGUGCAAAGGAAAAAGUCAGGGAAUUUGCGGCCAAAAUCCCCAGGCCCUUCUCAGUCCGUUACAACCCAUACACACAGUCCGUGGAAGUAUUGGACUCAAAGGACCAGAUAAUGAAACUGGCCAAUGACAUAAAAGGGGACGUCGCCACUCUGCAGGAAGCUCUCGGCAAAUACGAAUAAACAAAAGACUUGUAACUAAGAAUUCUGAGGCAAACAGUGCACAUUUUGAUAGCUUUUAAGACUUUUUUGUCUCAAAGAAAAUAUUAUUUGCGUUGACAAACUCAGUAGAAAGGGAACGCUUGUGUGGAAUAAUGUAAAUGUAGCUUGGAAAUGUGUUCUUCUAAAAGGUCACUUUGGUUAGUAUUGUUCGAUGUAAAAUUAUCGUUGUUACCUAUUUUAGAUUGCAUAUACUAUUUAAAGAGUACCAGAUCUUCAACAGUUAAAUCUAUUUUUAAACAGUACUAGAAUUAGGCAUGCAGAUAUAUUUAUGGUCAACACACAAUAAAAUUUGCCCUGCACUUUUCAGACUUUA